Messenger RNA from Arabis nemorensis, 918 nucleotides. NCBI's taxonomy places the organism in Eukaryota, Viridiplantae, Streptophyta, Magnoliopsida, Brassicales, Brassicaceae. The record is from the annotation of a GenBank genome assembly.
AUGGAUUAUGAAGACGAAGAGGAUGAAAGGAGUGAGGUUAACACCUAUGAGGUCGAUUGGGGUGAAGAACCAAAUAACUCAUGGGAAGAAGAAUCAAACCAGAAUUGGUGGGAAGAAGAAACUAAUUCCAAAAUCAGUUUAUAUGAAGAGGAUAGACGUGUAGCUGAAUCAUGGUGUGUGGAGGCUAGUCUCACAAAUGGUUUCGAUGGGUUAGAACAUGAAGAACUAAAGUUUGGUGAAGAACAUUCUGAACCUGAAGGUUACUUUGAAGAAAAGGAUAAUCACCAAGGUGAAUCCUGGCAUGAAAAUUCCACAGAAGAAACGUUGGGUGAUAAAACUGAUUCUGAAAUCAGUUAUGAAAAUGAGCUAGAACGUGAGGAAGAAGAACCUGAACCACUAGACCAUGACGCCAAGAGUUACAUCUCCUACACCACAUCAAAUAAUUACGAAAACUACUCAUCAGACUACGAUGAGAAUUAUGAAAGAGAAUUCGAUAAAGACAGGCCGUGGUGUGAAGAAACCGACUCUCAAAUCAGUUUAGUAGAAACUGAUCCAUUUGAUGAAGAACCUUGGAACAACAAGGCUGAACCAGGAGAUAGCUUUAGUGAUGAAUCAAAGUUUGAAGAGGAGGUCGAGUCCUUCAACAACACUAAUCAAUCUGAAUCAUGGGAGUAUUCAACGGAGGAUGAAGUAGAUUUCAAACCCUAUCACAUAUGUUUUGCGGGUCAUCACCAAGGACCAUACGCUUACUUGAGACGGGCAAGAGAUAUGGAGGAUUGGCUGCAAGCCAACCAAAUCUCUGAGGAGGAAAAAACGUCUUAUGCCGAAGAUACUCUCACCGAGGACGCUUUUAGGCAAUGGGAACAAGAUGCAUAUAUUCGACUUGAGUAUGAUGUACCAGAUGCUUCUUGGGAAUAG